Messenger RNA from Orbilia oligospora ATCC 24927, 1317 nucleotides. RefSeq lists its product as uncharacterized. The transcript has a single exon. The record is from RefSeq and is a predicted model, not a curated record. Bases 1 to 1317 code for a protein of 438 amino acids. NCBI's taxonomy places the organism in Eukaryota, Fungi, Ascomycota, Orbiliomycetes, Orbiliales, Orbiliaceae.
AUGGAGCGAAAUAAAGAAAGCCAAAGCAGCAUACCGCUGGAAUACCCUUCCACCGCCGAGGCAUCGAAAUUGAAAGAUACUCCUACGGUUCCCUCAGAAGCACCUACUACUAUUCCGCAAUCACUCAAACCCCGCAUCCGCCCAUCUUUCGCGACCCCUCUCCUUCAAUCUACUCGCUCUCAAACUUUGCAAUGGACUCUUCCAAAACCCUUCCAGCAGCAUAAAUUGAUUGGGCGUUCUCGGGCUGCAUGGCACACUUCUUUUCUCGUUCCAUCUCUCAAUGCAGUUCUUGAUGCUGGCGUCCUAAUCGAUGACUCUCGGCCUCAAAACGUUUUUAUUACCCAUGGCCACUCCGACCACUCUCUUGCUAUUCUGGCGUACUGUCGGCGCAUCACACCUCCAGAUGUCUAUGUCCCCUCAGAGACAGCAAUGCAUCUUGAUAACUAUAUUAUGAGCAGCAAAGCUCUCAACUUAGGAUUUUCAGUCAAAAGUUAUCAUAAUUUUGACGAAGAAGGGAAUAGGCAUAGUUUACCAAAUACGGUCGGCGGGAGAUUGAUUCCCUGGGGUGAACAAUUCGACCGUCUUCGUUUAAAUACCCCUUCGCCGAGCCGCAGGUCUAAGACUCCGAGUCCGGUCCCGCCGACGGAUACACCUGCUGAGGCGGAAGACGAUGAUCUUGAUGACGGCGGUGGAGACCCAGCGGAUUUAAUCUUGCCCACGCAUCAUAUCAUCCCAGUAUCUUCAUCUUCAUCCACUAUAUUUCCUCUAAAAACCCAUCCUACAAUUAGUGUCUCCAUCCUUCCCAGAUCACACACUGUUCCCUCUGUUGGUUUCUUAUUCACACAGACCUCCAAUCGCCUAAAAUCCGAGUACCGUUCGUUACCUGGUACCGAACUGAAGAAUCUCCGUCAGCAAGGCGUAGAUAUAACGUACCAACACCGUACGCCCAUCUUCGCUUUCCUUGGCGAUGGGGACCAUACUUCUUUACUCGGUGAUCCAGAGUGGUUAGUGGGCAAUGAAGAUAAGGGUAUUUCGGGGUGUCCGGUGGUCAUUACGGAAUGUAGUUUCUUGUACGAAUCUCAUAGAGCGCAGGCUGUCAAGACGAAACAUACUAUUUGGAAGGAUUUAGAACCGAUUGUGAGGAGGCACAGGGACACGACAUGGGUGCUAAUGCAUUUUAGCAAGAGGUACGGGGACGGGGAGAUUGUAGGGUUUUUUGAGGGGUUGGAAGAGUGUCCGCAGAAUAUUGUGGUGUGGGUAGAUGGGGGGAAUGAGAUUUUAGACAUGAAAGUGAAGAAGGACACAGGAACUAUUUGA